GCGCUUCCGGCCGCGCGCGAGCGAGGACAGCCUAGGCGCGCAGCCGUGGAUGAGCAGGACGUGUGCAGCCCUCGCAGGGAACCAUGGCGUACCAGCUGUAUAGGAACACCACACUGGGCAACAGCCUUCAGGAGAGUCUGGAUGAGCUCAUACAGUCACAGCAAAUCACACCUCAGUUGGCCCUUCAGGUGCUACUUCAGUUUGAUAAAGCUAUAAAUUCAGCACUGGCACAGCGAGUCAGGAACAGAGUCAAUUUCAGGGGGUCUCUGAACACAUACAGGUUCUGUGACAAUGUAUGGACAUUUGUACUGAAUGACGUGGAAUUUAGGGAGGUCACCGAACUUGUGAAAGUGGAUAAAGUGAAAAUUGUAGCAUGUGAUGGAAAAAACACUGGUUCCAAUACUGCAGAAUGAAUAGACCUGUGGUUUGUCUGCAAUAUUUUCUGUUAGUAUGCAGCACUUUCUGGAGAGAAGCAUGGAAAGGGACUGAUCAUACUCAAUUCCUGUGAUGCAGAUGUGAGUUAAUCCAUACUAGAAAGCAUCACAGAAUGACAGCAGAAGAAAUACCUGUAGCAUUUCUUCAUUUCACCUUAUAGGGCAUGAAUAUAAUGUUACCUUUUUUUAAUUCCAAGAGAUACUGUUGUCUUCUUUUUUGUUCAAAAUAAUUUCUGUAAUAAACUUUUAUUUAAAAACUUUUGAAA
This is a messenger RNA of Melospiza melodia melodia, 700 nucleotides long. It is a transcript of the gene GTF2A2, whose product is annotated as general transcription factor IIA subunit 2. Gene Ontology annotation, molecular function: RNA polymerase II general transcription initiation factor activity; TBP-class protein binding. Gene Ontology annotation, cellular component: transcription factor TFIIA complex. Bases 84 to 413 code for a protein of 109 amino acids. The transcript is spliced from 5 exons. Gene Ontology annotation, biological process: RNA polymerase II preinitiation complex assembly; transcription initiation at RNA polymerase II promoter. The record is from RefSeq and is a predicted model, not a curated record. NCBI's taxonomy places the organism in Eukaryota, Metazoa, Chordata, Aves, Passeriformes, Passerellidae.